UCACAUGCCGGUCUCAGUAUCACUUGACGUUCACUUGAGUUAACACAAAGCUACAAAAAUAUUUCAAAUAAAAAAUGAUAAGUUUAUUACUUUACUUCAUACCAGUUGCCUUGUAUUUCUUUUACAAGUGGGCUACAAAACAUUAUGAUUAUUUUGAGAGGCAAGGAGUUCCUUACAAAAAAGCAUUUCCUUUAUUGGGUUCAAAUUUUUCGUCAUUUUUUAAGAAACAACCUUUCAAUAAACUAUUAUUGGAUAAUUACCAAACAUACAAAAAGGAAAAACUUUAUGGAUAUUUCGAAUUCAGACGUCCGGCAGUCGUUCUUACUGAUCUGAAAAUUAUCAAACAACUUACAGUGAAAGAUUUCGAUUACUUUAUGGAUCAUCGCGCAGUUGUUAAAGAAGAAGUUGAUCCCAUGAUGACAAAACUUUUGACAGCUUUAGAGGGACAAAAGUGGAAAGAUAUGCGUGCCACACUCAGCCCAGCUUUUACAGGCAGUAAAAUGAGACAAAUGUUUGAUUUCGUCAGUACUGUGGGCCAGCAAACUGCAUUGGCAAUGAAACAAGAUAUUGAAAAGGGUGGAAAUAACGAAUUUGAAUUUAAAGCUCUUGCCAUGAAAUUCACCGUCGAUGUCAUCGCAUCGUGUGCUUUUGGAAUUGAAGUCAACUCUUUCAAUAAUCCAGGAAAUAAAUUCUAUGAUUCUGCAACAAGAGUUACAAAUCUUCAGUCAACUCUUCAAAUACUCAAAUUCUUCGGAUACAUGAUUUCCCCAAAACUUAUGAAGAUGCUUAACAUUACAUUUAUUGAUAAAGAUAUCACCGACUUUUUCCGAGAGGCAACACUUGAAACAAUGAAAGUUCGUGAAGCCAAAGGAAUUAUUCGACAUGAUAUGAUCAAUCUUUUAAUGGAGGCUAAGAAAGGAAAACUUACACACAAUAAUAAUAAUAAUAACGUUGAAGAGAAGACAAUUGAAGGCUUUGCAACUGUUGAAGAAUCAAACAUCGGAAAGACAGAAGUAAAAAGAAAAUGGGAAGAUGAUGACUUUGUAGCGCAAUGUAUUCUGUUCUUCUUUGCUGGUUUCGACACGGUUGCUACAACGAUGAGUUUCAUGGCUUACGAACUCACUUGCAAUCCUGACAUUCAAGAAAGGCUUUAUGAAGAAAUUGUUGCAAUGAACGAUGAACUUGCAGGAAAGAAGAUCACUUACGAGAAGUUGCAAGGCAUGCAAUAUUUAGAUCAGGUUGUGACAGAAACAUUGAGAAAAUGGCCAAUUGCACCUCUAUUAGAGAGAGCAUGCACGAAAGAUUAUGUUUUGGAUUAUGAUGGAAAGUCACUUCGUUUUAACAAUCUUAUGAACUUCUUCAUUCCGGUUUAUUGCAUCCAUCAUGACCCUGAAUAUUAUCCUGAACCAGACAAGUUCAAUCCUGGUCGUUUCAGUCCCGAAAAUCGAAGUCAAAUCAAUCCAGACGCUUUCUUGCCUUUCGGUAUUGGACCGAGGAACUGCAUCGGAAGUCGAUUUGCUUUGAUGGAACUUAAAACGAUUUUCUUCUAUCUCUUGUUAAACUUCAGUUUCGAAGUCAUCUCGAAGACAACAAUUCCUUUUGAAUACGAGAAAGUUCCUUUCGCAAUGAAACCCAUAAAUGGCUUCUGGAUUGGAUUAAAGCCAAGAGUCAAAUUGAAGGAAGCAAGACAUCAACAUGUGGAUUCUCUUCACGCUUCUACUUGUUUUCGGAACAUCGCUCAUGGCAAGCCGAUCAUUUUAUUCGGUACAGGGAAAGAUUUACUUUUGCAGAAGCUUGCACUGCCCGAAUAUGUUGAAAAGUGGUAUAAAGAAUUUCCGAAUGAAAAACUCAUUGGAUUAUUUGAUUUCCGAACUCCGUUCUUUCUCAUUCGUGAUCCUGAAUUGGCGAAAUUAAUUUGUAUCAAAGAAUUUGAUUCUUUCACAGAUCAUCUUUAUACGAUGAGUGAAGAUGUAGAUCCAUUAUUGGGUAACGCAUUAUUGUCAUUAUCAGGCGAUAAAUGGAGGAAAAUGCGAGCGACUUUGAGUCCCGCGUUCACUGGAAGUAAAAUGCGUUUAAUGCUUAAGUUGGUAGUUGAAACAACAGAUGCGGCAAUCAAAUCUGCUAAAAGUAAUAUGAAGGAAAAAGAAAAUGACGAUUACGAGAUGAAAGAGUUCUUCUCAAAGUUCACAGUUGACAUCAUUGCAUCUUGUGCAUUUGGAUUAGAAGUCGACACUUUUAAAAACCCUGAAAAUGAUUUCAAAAAAAUUGCUAAUGAAACGAUGAAUCCAAGUGGCUUCGCAAUCGUAUUCAAAUUUAUUUUCCUUUAUUUUAUUCCGAAAGUCAUGAAGCUUCUUGACAUUUCCCUUCUUUCUCGUCAUACUAAGAAAUUCUUCCGAGAUACUGUGAGUGAAACGAUGAACUAUCGUGAAAACAACGGCAUCGUACGUCCCGAUAUGAUUCAACUUUUACUUCAAGCCAAGAAAGGUCAAAUUAAAUUCGAAGCAACAAACGCUGAAAAACCUUCGCAAAGCAUAGCAGAAGUUGAAGAAUCUGAAAUCGGAAAAUCAGUCGAAACGACAACAUGGAAAAGUGACGAACUUGUCGCUCAAUGUCUUUUGUUCUUCUUAGCAGGUUUUGAUACGACAAGUACAACUCUUGCUUUCUCAGCAUAUGAAUUAGCAGUCAAUUCGGAAAUUCAAGAAAAGCUUCGACAAGAAAUCCAAGAUAUGGAAGCUUCUCUCUAUGGCAGGGAAUUGUCGUAUGAAGAACUUCUGAAGAUGAAAUAUCUCGAUCACUUCGUGACUGAAGUUCUUCGUAAAUGGUCACCAUCACCUGGCAUUGAACGAUAUAGUGUUCGUGACUUCACCUUCGAUCUUGAUGGUAAAACUAUCACCAUUCCUAAACAUCAUUCAGUUUUAAUUCCUGCUCACGGAUGGCAUCGAGAUCCAAAGAAUUUCCCUGACCCACUAAAAUUUGAUCCCGAAAGAUUCAACGACGAAAAUAUCGGAAAACAAAACUUAAAUGCUUUUGCUCCAUUUGGUAUCGGACCACGCAAUUGUAUCGGCUCACGAUUUGCAUUGAUGAUUGUUAAAACAAUUCUAUACAAAAUGUUACUCAACUUCAGUUUCGAUGUUAGUGAGAAAACACAAAUUCCUUUGCAAUACAAGAAGUCAAUGAUGACUGUUGGCGCUGAAAAAGGUUAUUGGAUUAAAUUGAAAUCGCUUAAUUCUUUAUAAGAACAUGAUUGAUGAUUAAGACUUCGAAGAAUAAAUAAUGACAAAUUCUUCUUAAACAUUUUAUGGUAAUUACUAUUCAGUAUUGUUCAAAUUAAAAUUCAUUCGAUAGAAAAGUUCUAAAUGUUCUAUUUCACGAAAUGGAAAUAAAAGACUCCAAAACUAUAAUGCAAACGUUUUUAAAUAGAG
This is a messenger RNA of Clunio marinus, 3422 nucleotides long. Lineage: Eukaryota; Metazoa; Arthropoda; Insecta; Diptera; Chironomidae. The record is from the annotation of a GenBank genome assembly.